Molecule: messenger RNA, 6512 nt
Organism: Mizuhopecten yessoensis (Yesso scallop)
Lineage: Eukaryota; Metazoa; Mollusca; Bivalvia; Pectinida; Pectinidae
Product: ATP-dependent RNA helicase DEAH12, chloroplastic-like
Exons: 4
Coding region: 1005-6323 (1772 amino acids)
Biological process (GO): spliceosomal complex disassembly
Cellular component (GO): catalytic step 2 spliceosome; intracellular anatomical structure
Molecular function (GO): RNA binding; zinc ion binding; ATP binding
Source: RefSeq, a predicted model, not a curated record
UUAUUUUUUACAAGCGCAAAUAUCAACAAGUAAAAGAGAAAGUAGGCCUUACAGUUAGCUAGGAUUAGAUAGAAAGGCCUGCAUAACAUGAUGUCAUCACAUUCCAGAUACUACUAACUGAUUUGUGACCAAAAGUUGAUGGACUUUGAGUUAGGACCUCACAAUCAGAUGUCACGAGGAACUGAUCGACGAUAAUGGAGAUAAAUGUUAACAUCAGACACACGUACGUCCACGUGCUUCUUAGCAAUACGUGUACAUUGUACCAGCGAUAUCAGAUGAUAUAUCAUAUGAUAGGAAAGUGUAUUUUAUACUUUCACAUAUUUUCAUACCAGAUACAGCAGCCUUUGAGGUAUACACAGGUACAUUGUACAUGUACAUGUCUAGAGCUCUCGGGAUAUUCGACACACCAAAGCACCUGCGGUUUAAUCAAUCUAAUGGUACGUUGAUGAUUCUUCACUUUUAUUUUUCGAUGUUUAAAGUUGUCCUUCAGGUUCCAUUUCACCCGAACUUUAAAGCUAUGCUUUAUAAUUAAAUAGUAAAAUUUAUCUCUCGAAUAUUACCACACGUGUGUUUUCCAAAACUCAUUUGUUUGUAGCGUAAUUCGAAGCUUUUUUUUAUAUUUAAUAGAAGCAUAAUUUUAAUGCAUUUACGUUUGCAUCUCACUUCAUGUAAAACUUUCAGUCCGUUUCAAAGACGUGUUGGUGAUUUCAUGUCGACUUGUGAAUUUAUUUGCCACUAAAAAUUCUAUUAUUGCUCAUUCUAAUAAGCCUUUUUAGUUUUAUUAUUUCAGUUAAUUAGUAAAAGUUUGUAGAGUGGUUAACUUUCAAUUGGUAUUGAUAAAAAAUUUAAACGAUUAAUUUACUCCAUUAAUUAGAUCUAUAACUUUUCCGUUACCAUACUUUUAGACUUUCUCUGCUGAGGCCUUGAAGUUUUGGUUUGGUUUUAUCUUGUUCUGCGUCCUAUUAGCAGCGAAGUUCAUUUUAGGACGUGCCUCUCAGUGUGUAAUGCAUCCAGAUGGUGCUGUGGUGCAUAACAAUUUCAUGAAAAUGGGAUUGAAACAUUCCAAACCAGUACAAGAAAGUGGAGCCAUGGAAACAGGGAAACAACUGGCAAAGGACAACAGCAGUACUGAUAAAGAGAAAACUUUAACACGAACUGAGUGUGGAUACAACAAUAAAGAAGAGACGCCGACUUCAAGUCACUUCCAUCCUCGUUCUGUAGGAUUAGAUGAAAUGGAAAGAAUGAACCAGAGUUCAUCCUGUCAUGAGAGACCACAAGAGAUUUCAAAAGAAUGUAUCAGGCAAGUAGACAAACCAAGAACUGUUGUACGUAAUAGCGACUCUGAAAUCAAAACGGCAUUAUUUGUGAAAUUUGCAGAAACAUUAAAGAAAACUUUUGACAUAUUUGGAUAUCUUCUGCAGCGACUGCCGAAUGAGAUGGAAUUCACAUACAUCGACCAAACUAUUGAUAUACAAACUGGAAACACAGUUGUACAACUUCAGUGCCCAAGUAGACGUGAUGCAGAACGCCUUGCGGAUGAACUAUAUCAAAGUAAUGAUGUAUGCGACACAAACGUCUGCUGCUUUUAUUCAUUUGAAGAAGCCAGUCAUCUGACCAUGACAACAAAUGAGAAAAAUUACAACUUUUUUGCAGAACACGUAGACAAUUUAGUGAAACGGACUGAAUCGUCUUUGGCAGCUCACCAAGUCAAGAUAGAAGAUCUAAAAGAAAAUGUAGAAAAGACAAAGCCGAUGUUUUUGUCAUUGGAAGAUUUUGGGGUUGCUGAUCAAGAAACAAAAGCACUGGAAGAUAAACUGAAAGAGCUUAAACUUCAAAAAGGAGAAUUUCAAAAUUGUAUUGCAACGGUUCAUCGAAUAUUCGUUGAAAUGAAGGACACUCACAUUUGUAAAAAAACAGUUUUUGAAAUAAUGAAAGCUUUUGGUGUGGAAUGUAACAGACUUGAGAAAGCCUUACCGAUGUACGCAAGGAGAUCAGACAUACUUGAUACUGUGAAGAACAACCAAGUGUCUGUCAUCAUUGGAGAAACAGGAUCAGGAAAGAGCACACAGAUGGUACAGUACCUCUAUCAGAGCGGAUUUGCCAGCAGGGGGAUGAUCGCCUGUACACAACCUCGUAAAAUAGCCGCUAUUAGCGUAGCUACACAUGUUGCAUGUGAAAUGGGCACAUCUGUAGGGGAAAUCAUUGGGUACAAGGUCGGAAUGCAAGAGAUGAAAACUGCAUUUACAAAAGUUAUGUUUAUGACUGAUUAUGUUUUGCUGAAGGAAUGUCUCAAGGAUAAACAACUGUCUUCAUUUUCCUGUAUAAUCAUAGACGAAGCUCACGAAAGAAGUAUAUUCACUGAUCUGCUUCUCGGUAUGAUCAAAAGCUGUCUUGCCGUACGCACUGACCUCCGUGUUGUGAUAACAUCUGCUACCAUUGACCCUGAAGUCUUCGUCCAAUACUUUGGACGAUGUCCAGUAUUCUCUGUGUCAGGAAGAAUGUUUCCAGUAGAUGUCAUAUGGAAAGAACCUGACAAUGAAUCAUUUUUAAAUCACAUAGAGGAAUGUGUUAGGAAAGCAAUUGAUGUUCACUACCGUCAACCUGAAGGAGACAUUCUGGUGUUUGUAACCUCUCCACAAGAGACUGAAAAAUGUUGUGAGAAGUUUAUGGCUUACACGGAAGGCAAAAAUCAAAACUGUGUUUGUCUGCAACUGCAUGGGAAACUUCAAGCCGACGAACAAAGAAAAGUAUUUGAUACCCUCCCUGGUAAACGCAAAAUCGUGUUUGCUACCAACAGUGCUGAGACAUCUGUUACCAUUCCUGGCAUCCGAUACGUUAUCGACACUGGUUUGGUCAAGGAGAUGAGUUACGAUCCAAAACGGAAAAUGAAUACAUUGGCUGUGACAGCAGUGACAAAAAGCUCAGCUGAUCAGCGGAAAGGUCGUGCUGGACGUCUUGGGCCUGGGAUAUGUUACCGACUGUAUACAGAGGAUGAAUAUGACAAAAUGAAAUCCAACAUGGUUCCAGAAAUAUUACGAGUGAAUCUUGGUCAGGCAAUGCUUAAGCUGAUAGAGCUCGAAAUUGAUCCAUUGGAAUUCGACUUUGUCAUGUCACCGUCAAAAGAAAUCAUGGAAAGCGCAGUGAUGGAGCUGGAGGAUCUUGGAGCUGUAUCGUCAAAAAAAAUUACCCAUCUUGGAAAAUGGAUUUCAAAGUUGCCUUUCGAUCCUAAGUUUGGUGUUUUUAUCUAUGAUGCAAUGGCUAUUGGUGCUUGUCUUGAAGGGAUAGUUAUAGCUGCAUCAUGUAACAGUGCUUCCAUUUUCUUUCGAGCUGGAACUGCUGACAAAAAAGAACAAGCCGAUCGGAAAAAGAUCCCGUUUUGUCAUGCAGAUGGUGACCUGAUGACAAUGCUAAAUGUCUUUCGAGAUUGGAACAGGCUGCCCGAGAAAGCCAGGGGGGCAUGGUGUUUUGCUAAUUCAAUCAACGGCAAGGCGUUGAAAGGAAUUAAGGAAGUAGUCAAAGAUGUGUUGACAACACUGAGGAGAGAAAUGCAAACAGAAGUACCAUUUAAAUUUGAUGACCAUGGGAAGAUAGACCAUAUGCUUAUCAAACCCCUUCUGAAGACAUUCAGUGGAAAUAUCAGCUAUUAUCUUGGCCACCCGAAGGCAGGUUAUGUACUUGUAACCAAGGAUCAGAGAAUAGAAGUUCACCCAACAUCAGCCUUGAUGUCUUUGGCUAGUCAUCCAGAUUGGGUUGUAUUCGACCAGGUGAUGAGAACGUCAAAGGACUUUGCUAUGAAUAUCACACCAAUCAGUGAGGAAAUGGUAAUCAAAGGCAUCGAAGAAGGAUCACUGAAUGUGGAUAUUGGAAAAGCCAGAAGCAAACGUAUUCUACCCAUUUGUACAGCAUAUGUGGGGUCCAAAGUUUUUAAAGAAGUUGUUGGAAUUCGAUAUACCGCUCUCAGGGAAUUAGAAGCAGCAUUGGUGGAAAAAUGUCACGGAACUAUUGUUGUGGUAGGGGCUGAUAUUGAAAAAGGCGAGCUGAGGAUAUUCUCUAAAUCGUCCAAUCAACAAACACUAGAAGGUUCGUUAGACAACGUGCUAAACCCUAUCAAAUGUAAUUUACUUGAAGAGGAAAGAGAAGAAAAACUUGGUGUGAAGUCAACAGACCGAUCUGUUAGAGUUGUGAUAGGGGCUGGAGGCUGUACAAAGACUUUGUUUAUGCCUGAUGAGUACAAGGUAGUAAUGAUACACUGCGAUGUCAACAAGACACAGGAAUUAGAAUGUGAAGAUGUGCUUGAGCAUUUUAGCAAAUUUGGAAAAAUUGCAAAGUGUAGCAAAUAUCACUUAAAGAAGAAUGCACCAUCACUUUGGGGUCAAGUGAUAUACCAGAAAAAAGAGAACGCUGUACAAGCUGUCGCAAUGACUAUGGGAAACUCCGAUCUCUCUGCUCGGCCUGACAUGCGGAUAAGCAGUAAAAAAUCAGAGAAAUUCAAAGUCCGGAUGCAAUGGUGCCGCAGACGUUCACGCGGAUUCGGAUUCGUUACGUUUGGAAGUGUUAUAGAUGCCGAGAAUGCUGUGCUAAAUGUUCAAAUGUUAGUAGGAAUAUCAUUGGCCAAUAUCAGACCAUCCAAAUCAAAGACACCUAGCCAAUCUGCUGCAGGACAGAUCCAUGUUUCUGGACUAAGUCAAAUGGUGAAUGAGGAUGUUUUGAGGGAAAGUAUUGUCAAAAGUUUGAAUUUAGAUCCUGUCACUGGUAUUACAAAAGUAACUGUUGUUAGAGAAAAGGUUGGUCUUGAAAGUGAAGAAGACCUUAAUAUGAUGAAAUGCCGUCUUCGUGCAGAAAUCGAAAACUAUGUCAAACAAGGGACCUACGAGUUGGAACUGAGAGCACCCCAACGAGAAACAGAGAUCAACUUCAAUGCUUUUGUUACUUUUGACAAGCCUGAGGAUGGCCAAGUAGUGUGUGACAAAAUGGAUCACAAGUUUGUGUUGAACGAUCAAACUGUGUCUGCGAAGCCCGUUUUCCAAUGCUCAUUGUACAUUGCAAAGGGAAUUUACGAAAAGAGCGGCGACGCUUUAAAUCAAUGCGUCAGAGAGCUGGAAGCGGAAGGAGUUCGAAUAAAGACGAGAACCGCCCGAAACGAGAACGUUUUCUUAGAGAUCACCACAGAAGACGUUGAAACCCUCGCCAGUGCGAGACGGUCUUUUCAAGACAUUAUCAAAGGGGAAGUGGUCGAAUGCGACGAUCCAGCUAAACUUAAGUCUUUAUUUACACGCGCAGGUAAAACCAAGUUAAAUCAGAUCAUGAAUCAAACAGAAACACUUAUUCUUACUGACAACAGAGUCAUGGCUGUCUCUAUUCACGGGCUCCAACAAAAUCGACAAAGAGCGAAACAGAAAGUUGACGAGUUUCUUGUAGAAAUUUCGUCUUGCAACUCCGAAGUCAUAGACUUGAAAGGCGAGGGAACACCUCCUGGAGUUUUGAAGGCAAUUUUUCUGAGAUACUCAUUCGAUUUCUGUAAACUACGGGAAGAAACUGGUCUUGUUGAUGUCCGAUUGGAUCAAAGAAAUCAUCGAAUAGUGUUGAUUGGGUCAGACAGUGCAGUCACAACAGCUAAAACUCUCAUUAGAAAUAUCAUUGAAAGUAUUUCUCCUGGAGGUUCCAGAGGAAAGGAAGAUGAACCAGAAUGUGUCACGUGUUUUUGUCCUGUUGAGCGAAAAGCUUUGUACCGAGUGGAAUGCUGUGGUCAUCCCUACUGCGAAGAAUGUCUCCAGGCUCAAGUUCAAGCAUCCAUCAUAAACCGGGAAUAUCCAAUGAAAUGUGAAAUGGAAGAUUGCAACACCUUAUUUACCUGGCAAGAUAUCACAAACCUGUCGAAAAUGGGUCAGGUCAAAAUAUCCGAACUAACUGAUUCGUCAGUCGGUAAAUUUGUCCAGGAAAACAAGCAGCACUAUCGCUUUUGCGUUACGCCUGACUGUCCUGUUGUGUACCGAGUAACAGAGAUUGAAACGUCAUUCAUCUGCCCAGAAUGUGACAUUAAUAUCUGCACCGGCUGCCAUGUACAGUUCCAUGAUGGCUUAACAUGUGCCAUGUUCAAGGUAAAGAACAAUGAAGAUACGACCAUGACAAAUUGGUUCGCUGAGAAUACGGCAAACCGAAAAAGAUGUCCAAACUGUGACACGCCUAUAGAAAAGGACGGCGGAUGUAACCGUGUGCAAUGUGUGUCAUGCCAAAAGCAUAUUUGUUGGCUAUGUCUGAUUUUUUUUGACGACAGUAGUUCAUGUUACGGACAUCUCAGUACUGCUCACGGCGGUUAUUUUUGAGGUAGUCAGGAACACUAUAUACGAGAAGAACACUGUGGAACCUUUCACAAGAAAUGGGUAAACUUAAAAUAGAGAAAAAAGGAAAUUAUGCCCGAAUCGUGCUUCCUCUCGAGAAAAGAGUGGAUGAAAAAAAUAUUGACGGAAAUGUCUAAAGCUCUCUGUUCAAAGCAGAAUGCAUUUUAUAUCUUG